AGAAACCAAACGAAUUUAGAGAGACACCUGAAACUUGAUUCAAAGUUUUCCAACGCAAACUUCUGACGCCUUCAUAUUUUUAUUUCAUUAACUGUGCCUUCAAUAUUGUGUUUGCCCCUCUCUCAAUACUCGUCCGAGCGAGAAAGGAAACCCUUGAUCUGAAAGGCAAUGGCUCGGCCUUCCAAGCCCCAAGAGUCUUCCGACGAACCGAUGUCGAGCGGUUCGAGUUCGGAGGAGGAGGAGCAGGUGAACGAUCAGAUCAACGAUGAGGAGGACGAAGAGGAGCUGCAAGCGGUGGCUCGCUCCGCCAGCUCUAAUGACGAAGAUGCUGCUGAUGACAAUUUGGUCGAUUCCGAUGGAGAUGCACCCAGUGGAGAUGGUGACGAGGAGGAACAGGUCGAAGGUGUUGUCGAUCCUGAAAUUGCUAGGCGGGAAAAGGCCAGAUUGAAUGAAAUGCAGAAGCUGAAGAAACAAAAGAUUCAGGAGAUGCUGGAUGCGCAAAAUGCUGCCAUUGAUGCUGAUAUGAACAACAAGGGGAAAGGUCGCUUGAAGUAUCUUCUACAGCAAACUGAACUGUUUGCUCAUUUUGCAAAAGGUGAUCAAUCAUCUCAAAAGAAGUCCAAGGGAAGGGGUCGGCAUGCAUCAAAAGUGACUGAAGAAGAGGAAGAUGAAGAGUAUCUUAAAGAAGAAGAAGAUGGAUUAGCAGGAAAUACACGAUUGGUGAUGCAACCAUCAUGUAUUCAAGGAAAGCUGAGGGAUUACCAACUUGCUGGUCUAAACUGGCUUAUACGAUUGUAUGAGAAUGGUAUAAAUGGAAUUCUGGCAGAUGAGAUGGGGCUUGGUAAAACACUACAAACUAUCUCCUUGUUGGGCUAUUUGCAUGAAUUUAGAGGAAUAACUGGUCCUCACAUGGUUGUUGCUCCAAAAUCUACACUUGGAAAUUGGAUGAAUGAGAUUCGGCGCUUUUGUCCUGUCUUGCGAGCAGUAAAGUUCCUUGGCAAUCCGGAUGAAAGGAGACAUAUCAGAGAGGAAUUAUUAGUUGUUGGGAAGUUUGAUGUGUGUGUUACCAGUUUUGAAAUGGCCAUCAAGGAGAAGUCUGCUUUGCGUCGUUUUAGUUGGCGCUACAUAAUUAUAGAUGAAGCCCAUCGAAUCAAGAAUGAGAAUUCCCUCCUGUCCAAGACAAUGAGGCUCUAUAAUACAAAUUAUCGCCUCCUUAUCACUGGUACACCACUCCAGAAUAAUCUUCAUGAACUCUGGUCUCUCCUCAAUUUUCUUCUUCCAGAAAUAUUUAGUUCUUCUGAAACUUUUGAUGAGUGGUUUCAAAUCUCUGGUGAAAAUGACCAGCAGGAAGUUGUUCAGCAACUGCACAAGGUCCUACGGCCAUUUCUCCUUCGAAGGUUGAAGUCAGACGUUGAAAAAGGUUUGCCACCCAAAAAGGAAACCAUUCUUAAAGUAGGCAUGUCACAAAUGCAGAAGCAGUACUAUAGGGCUUUACUGCAGAAAGAUCUUGAGGUUGUUAAUGCUGGUGGAGAACGGAAACGUCUCCUGAAUAUAGCCAUGCAACUGCGUAAAUGUUGUAAUCAUCCGUAUCUUUUUCAAGGUGCUGAACCUGGUCCACCCUAUACGACAGGGGAGCAUCUUAUUAAUAGUGCUGGUAAAAUGGUUCUUCUGGAUAAAUUGCUUCCUAAAUUAAAAGAGCGUGAUUCUAGGGUCCUUAUAUUUUCGCAGAUGACUAGACUGCUGGACAUACUUGAAGAUUAUCUGAUGUUUCGUGGAUAUCAAUAUUGUCGUAUUGAUGGUAAUACUGGUGGAGAAGAUCGUGAUGCUUCCAUUGACAUUUUCAACAAACCAGGAAGUGAGAAAUUUGUCUUCUUGUUAUCAACGCGGGCUGGAGGUCUUGGCAUUAAUCUUGCAACUGCUGAUGUUGUUAUCCUUUAUGAUAGUGAUUGGAACCCACAAGUUGACUUGCAGGCUCAGGACCGUGCUCAUAGGAUUGGCCAAAAGAAAGAAGUUCAAGUUUUCCGAUUCUGCACUGAGUACACGAUUGAGGAGAAGGUCAUUGAAAGGGCUUACAAAAAACUAGCCCUUGAUGCUCUCGUGAUUCAGCAAGGGCGAUUGGCAGAGCAGAAGACUGUAAAUAAAGACGAGUUACUUCAGAUGGUCAGAUUUGGUGCUGAGAUGGUUUUCAGUUCUAAGGACAGUACAAUUACCGAUGAGGAUAUUGACAGGAUUAUUGCUAAGGGAGAGGAAGCAACAGCUGAACUUGAUGCCAAGAUGAAGAAAUUUACUGAAGAUGCUAUAAAAUUUAAGAUGGAUGACACUGCUGAGUUGUAUGAUUUUGAUGAUGAAAAGGAUGAGAAUAAAGUUGACUUCAAAAAAAUUGUUAGUGAUAACUGGAUUGAGCCACCAAAGAGAGAGCGGAAACGCAACUACUCGGAGUCAGAAUAUUUUAAGCAAACAAUGCGGCAAGGUGGCCCUACUAAGCCAAAAGAGCCCCGUAUUCCUAGGAUGCCUCAGCUGCAUGAUUUCCAGUUCUUCAACACACAAAGGCUGAGCGAGCUGUAUGAAAAGGAAGUACGCUAUCUCAUGCAAACACACCAGAAGAAUCAGAUAAAAGACUCCAUAGAUGUUGACGAACCAGAAGAGGUGGGAGAUCCCUUAACUGCUGAGGAGUUGGAAGAAAAGGAGCGUUUACUAGAGGAGGGAUUUUCUUCAUGGAGCCGAAGGGAUUUCAAUACUUUCAUUAGAGCCUGUGAAAAGUAUGGCCGGAAUGAUAUAAAGAGUAUUGCUUCUGAGAUGGAAGGAAAAUCUGAGGAGGAAGUUGAACGAUACGCAAAGGUUUUCAAAGAAAGAUAUAAGGAGCUAAAUGAUUAUGAUAGAAUUAUCAAAAACAUUGAAAGAGGGGAGGCUAGAAUUUCUAGAAAAGAUGAGAUUAUGAAAGCUAUUGGGAAGAAGUUGGAUCGAUACAAGAAUCCAUGGCUAGAGUUGAAGAUCCAGUAUGGGCAAAACAAAGGGAAGUUAUACAAUGAAGAAUGUGAUAGAUUCAUGAUAUGCAUGGUUCACAAGCUUGGCUAUGGGAAUUGGGAUGAGUUGAAGGCAGCAUUUCGAACAUCACCUUUAUUUCGAUUUGAUUGGUUUGUUAAGUCUCGCACAACACAGGAACUUGCUAGGAGAUGUGACACCCUCAUUAGGUUGGUGGAGAAGGAAAACCAAGAAUACGAUGAGAGAGAGAGACAAGCUCGUAAAGAGAAGAAACUUGCUAAGAGCAUGACGCCAUCAAAACGGGGCUCUGCUAGACAGACUGACGGUCCAUCAUCACUAAAGAAGCGCAGACAGUCGACUAUGGAUGACUAUGUUAGCACGGGAAAAAGGAGAAAAUAAAUGUAAAUAUGCGGCACUUAGUUACCUUGACUAAGGACAGGGUGGAUUGUUUCUAAAGACUUGAUUACUUAAACUGUGACCGUGAUCAGGUUUGCCUUCUUAAGUCUGGUGAUAGAAAACUUUUCUUUCUUUCUUCCCCCCCCCCCCACCCCCAAUUUAGGUCCCACAUGUGAGAGGUGGAAAGGUUAGUUAGGAAAAAUUAAGGGGAGAUCCAGGUGUUGGAAGGGUAAUCAAGAAUAUAACACGUACUCAUUACCAUUAGAUGGCAUAUUGAUUUGUAUUUUAGCAAUCGUUGAAAAAGAAUUUGCUUACGCGUGUAAUAUUUGUUUAACCCUGUCCUGAAAUAGGAAAUCAACUUAACCACA
Neltuma alba is the source of this 3746-nucleotide messenger RNA. RefSeq names its product ISWI chromatin-remodeling complex ATPase CHR11. The transcript has 25 exons. The record is from RefSeq and is a predicted model, not a curated record. Gene Ontology annotation, biological process: nucleosome organization. NCBI's taxonomy places the organism in Eukaryota, Viridiplantae, Streptophyta, Magnoliopsida, Fabales, Fabaceae. Gene Ontology annotation, cellular component: chromatin; nucleus. Bases 169 to 3381 code for a protein of 1070 amino acids. Gene Ontology annotation, molecular function: ATP binding; ATP hydrolysis activity; ATP-dependent chromatin remodeler activity.